Messenger RNA from Vespa mandarinia (Asian giant hornet), 1566 nucleotides. RefSeq lists its product as uncharacterized. Gene Ontology annotation, cellular component: nucleus; nucleoplasm. Gene Ontology annotation, molecular function: DNA-binding transcription repressor activity, RNA polymerase II-specific; zinc ion binding; RNA polymerase II cis-regulatory region sequence-specific DNA binding. NCBI's taxonomy places the organism in Eukaryota, Metazoa, Arthropoda, Insecta, Hymenoptera, Vespidae. The record is from RefSeq and is a predicted model, not a curated record. Gene Ontology annotation, biological process: regulation of transcription by RNA polymerase II.
UUUUUCUGGGUGUAUAUUUAUGCAUGUAUUAUAUACCAAUGAAAAUUAAAACUUCUCCAAAUCAUUUCAGAUACGAACAAUUAAUUUACUAGUUACUAACGAACACCUUUACCUUGGUAACUCAAAUCUCAUCUUUAUUAUUACCAUUGUAUUAAAAUAUAAGUGACUUAAAUAGAAAAAAAUCAUGAACUUUGAAUAUAUUAAAGGAUUCUAAACGGAGAUGGACAUUUUGUGUACGGCAAAGAAUCGAUCCAAAUGCAGCCAUGGCAAAUCGUCGAUUUGGAUGGCUGUCUCUACUACGCAUUUGUUCCAGCUAAACAAGAAAAGAAGUUAAUUGGAAGAAAAAAAAUUAAUUCGAAAACUGAUGAGAUUAAGAAAGAACUUUUAGAGGAAUCCCUACGAAUAUCAAACGAAAAGGAUCUUUCAUAUACCGAAGAACUUGAUACAUUUUGCACAAUGAAAAUAAAGAAAGAAGAAUCAUCGGUGGACGAACAAGUAAUUACAAACGAUCAAGAAAUUUACGAGGAGGAUAACAAAAUGUAUGCUUGUGAAGAAUGCAAUAUAUGUUUUCCCGUAAUGCAAAUGUUAAAACGUCAUAAAAAUGCCGUACACGAACAAGCUCAGAGAUAUAAAUGUAAGGUUUGUUUCAAGAUUUGUCGUAGCUUGAUAGCUUUCAAAAUGCACGUAGCCUUGGAACAUAAACCUGAGCAAGAAGAGAACGUCGAUGAUCUAGAAAGCCUAACUUAUACGUGUAAUUAUUGUAAUUACGAGAGCACAAAUAAAUCUACUCUCUAUUCUCAUAUUAGUAGGAAACACUCGACUCGUCGAACCGGUAGAAGAAAGACUAGUCGUGGAAUUCUCUCGGAACAGGAAGAAUAUGCUUGUGACAUAUGUGAAUUUAAAUGUCAGACCAGAAGACGUUUGAAGGAACAUCUUGAACGUAAGCACGCAUCGGAAUAUAAAUAUGAUUGUGAGUUUUGUGGCAAGAAGUUCAAAGUUAAGGGAGACAUGAGACUGCACGUUCGUUUCAAGCAUAAAGAAGGCCCUAUAGUUUGCGACGUUUGUGGUAAAACUUGUUCCAAUAGUAAUUCCUUGUACGUCCACCAAAAGUGGGCUCAUUUCAAGCCCAAAUACGAAUGUGAGAUUUGUAAAAGAAGAAUGGUAACGCAAGAAAAUCUUGACCAGCAUAUACUCCUUCAGCACGAACGACGUGAAAGUUUCGUUUGCGAAGAAUGUGGAAAAUCAUUUUCUGAAAAUCAUCGAUUGAAACAACAUAUGAUGACUCAUACAGGAGAUAGACCCUAUGAUUGCCAUAUAUGUGGGAAAGCGUUUGCUCGUCGUACUGCUUACAGACAGCAUCUUCUUAUACAUACAGGAAAACGGCCAUAUAUUUGUGAUAUUUGUGGUAAAGCCUUCACACAGAAACCUGGACUGAUUUGUCAUCGAAAAUCUCAUCCUGGUGUUCAUCCACCUUUACCGGUCGUACACAUCAAACACAUACUUAGCGAUUUUAUGAAGAAGGAUUGAUGAUUAACAAAAAAAAAUAAAUAAAUAAAUAAAUAACGG